Linum trigynum is the source of this 3147-nucleotide messenger RNA. The record is from the annotation of a GenBank genome assembly. Lineage: Eukaryota; Viridiplantae; Streptophyta; Magnoliopsida; Malpighiales; Linaceae.
CGGAUCUGCCCCUUGUGUAGCGGACUAGCGGGCUACUAUAGUCGUCUCUGAACUCUGAAGUCUGACCAACAAAUAACUUGCCUUAAAGUGAUUUACUUCGCAACUAUGCGUGCUCGCUGCUUUAGUUCCUGUCCCUUCAUCUUCGAUUCAAGUCAAUCGUUGAUCCGCUUCCGUUCAUCUUUCCGCCUUUCUCCCCCCUCUCCAUAUCUCUCGCUCUCCUCCUCCGCAUCCUUGUACCACCGCGCCAGUAGCUCGCCCGGUGGACUGUCCCUUCCAACCGGUCCGGCUACCCUAAAUCUCCGCGAACCAAGUCGCCGGCCAAUCGGAACUCACGGCCCCGUUCGAAAGCUGCUGCAAACUAGUACCAGAGCAUUACAUUUCGAUGCUUUUCAGGCCUUCCGCCCUCCGCCUCCCAAGAUUUGCGGAACUCCAGGCGGCCCUCCGGUGACGGCGCCACGGAUAAAGCUAAGGGAUGGACGGCAUUUGGCCUACAAGGAGCAUGGGCUUCACAAAGACGUUGCCAAGCAUAAGAUUGUAUUUGUUCAUGGCUUUACUUCCUGUAGGCUUGAUCCAAUGAUUGUCACCAACCUUACUCCGGAAGUGAUUGAAGAGUUGGGGGUUUAUGUUGUGACAUUUGACCGGCCCGGUUAUGGAGAAAGUGACCCGGAUCCGAAUCGAACACCGAAGAGUUUGGCUCUUGACAUAGAGGAGCUUGCUGAUGGUUUAGGGCUGGGUUCAAGAUUCUAUCUGAUGGGUAAAUCUAUGGGAGGCCAGGUUGUUUGGGGAUGCCUUAAGUACAUUCCUCAGAGGUUAGCUGGAGCGGCUUUGAUAGCUCCAGUUAUCAAUUACUGGUGGCCUGGUUUCCCUGCUGAACUAUGCAAAGAAGCCUACAACUUACAGCUACCACAAGAUCAAUGGGCAUUACGUGUUGCUCACCAUGCUCCUUGGCUGACCUACUGGUGGAACACUCAGAAACUGUUUCCUUCAUCAGGCGUCAUCUCCAGAAAGCGUGAAACUAUGUCUCGUCAGGAUAUAGAACUUGUAUCGAAGUAUGGCGGUGGGCAUGAUCUGAAGAAAGAGGCAACACAACAAGGAGAAUUCGAAUCUCUGCAUCGAGACAUGAUGAUUGGAUUUGGGAAAUGGGAGUUUGAUCCCAUGGAUCUCGAGAAUCCUUUCCCCAACAAUGAAGGUUCGGUCUACUUAUGGCAAGGUGAUGAUGAUAAGAAGGUUCCCGUGAUACUACAGCGGUAUAUUGCCCAGAAGCUUCCAUGGAUCCACUACCAUGAGUUACCAGGAGGAGGCCAUGUUCUGCAUUUUGUUCCAGGGUUGAUCGAAGGAGUUCUUAGGGCUCUGCUUCGUGGCGGGAAGUAGUAAGCUUUACUCCAUUUCUUCUCAGGACGUCGAAGAAUUAUCCUUCACCACUCUGUAAAGGCUUGAUUCACUAUGCCGAUUUGCAAGACCCAAUUCGGAUGAGAGUAUCAACAUCUGUUUUGCUGAGAAGGAUCACUGAGUUGGUAUUGUCUCGUUUCAUGCGGAUUAAGGUCGAUGUACAAGCAGAACCGGCAGAGAUCACUUGUUGGAAUAAUCUCUAGUUCUUGUGUUUGAUAGUUUGAUGCAAGAUUGUUCAGAAACGGUGAAAUUCAAAAUAGCUAAAUUAUGACGAAAGAUGGGAAUCUAAAUUGUUGUUGUGUAGUGUCAAAAUAGUCGAGGGGAAUUUACUUUGUAGUUAUUAAUACACUGACAUUUCUGGUUCAUUAAUUAGUAAAUAACAUUAAAAAAAAAAUGUAAGCUAUAAACGCACAAUGAGAACCAGUGAACCAGGUAACCAGAGAAACAGGUUGCCGGGAAAUGUUGAAUCGGCGAGAAGGCAUCGACUCGAGCAAGCACUGGAAAACUAUAAAAUUAAGUCCGUGUUCGAAGAUGGCCGAUCAUCGGUAACAUAAAUUUGAAUAAAAAUUUAUUUAUUAUUAACUAAAUUUUAUCAUCUCAUCAAUAUGCAAUACACAAAUGUUCUCUAACAUAAAUUGUCCUUUUACAUAACAGUGUAGUCAUGAGACGUUGUAAAGUUUAUGGAGGGAUAUUUAUUUGUAGGUAAAAUACACUUAUAUAGCCAAAAUUUUGACGUAUUUGUCAAUAAUAGUCAUUUUUGAAGAAAUACCAAAUAUAGCCAAUUCCGUCCAAUUCUUUAACGGUGUUAUCUAACGUGUUCACUGGACUGAUGUGGCAAUUUUUUUGUGAAAAAUCAUGAUAGGUGAAAAUGAUUAUUUUAUUAUUAUAAAUAAAUUAUAAAAAUAAAAAUAAAAUUCCUUUACCCCUUUUACUCUCUCUUCUCUCGACUUUUCCUUGUCCUUCAACCUUGCCACUCCGUUUUUUUUUUAAUGAAUAACCAUGUCCCUCCGUUUCCCUUGUCUCGCUCCUGAUAAAGAAAUCGGCGGCCGCUAGGGAGGAUUUUAGAUCGCGAUUCCGAUCAACCAAUUGAAGGCCCAACUGGGGGUUGAUCGAAGUCGCAACAGUAAAAUAGAGAAGAAGAAGUAGAAGGCGUCGCCACCGCCACCGCUGCUCCCAAACUGACGAACCUGAAACAACAGUCCUUCACCCAGACAGCUGAGUGCCAUCUUCGCCCAGAUCGGAAACCACUUAACCCGAAACUUCUUGUAGUCCUCGUUCAUGGUGGGUAGUUCUUCGCCAUUAUCGGCGACAGAUUCUGGAGAAAAAAACAAUCUUCCAUGCAACGGCGGAAGAAUAAACACAAUGACGAGUUGAUAUGCAAGGGUCAAGUUCCCAUCCCUCCCUACCCAAGAGAAUCGAGUUUUGGUAGCGGAAUCGGGUUUCUGUUAUGCGAAAUCGAGCUUCUUCUCGAUUAGUUUCUGUUAGGGCCGUCAAAGAUCGAGUUUCGGCGGUGGCGGGUGGUCGGAGAAGACGUUGCGAAGGUGACGGGUUAGGGAGUCGAGUUUUGGCGGCAUGGAAUCGGAGAGGAAGAUGGUUCUUGACUUGAGAUUCUUAGUUCUUGUCUCUGUUUGUGAUUUGCCAAUUGAGGAUGGAUAGAAAGGGUUCCCUUUCCCUGGCGAGAGGAAGAAGAUGAAAGGGGAUCACGUUUUUUUUUUUUUUUCAAUUCAAUUUUGUUAUUAAGAAAAAUAAAAAUUAUUC